Messenger RNA from Zingiber officinale, 906 nucleotides. RefSeq lists its product as uncharacterized. The coding region runs from base 1 to 906 and encodes 301 amino acids. NCBI's taxonomy places the organism in Eukaryota, Viridiplantae, Streptophyta, Magnoliopsida, Zingiberales, Zingiberaceae. The record is from RefSeq and is a predicted model, not a curated record. The transcript has 2 exons.
AUGUCUUUCAACAAAGGCCCACCUAUUCUGGAUGGAAAGAAUUAUUUCUCAUGGAUCAUCAAGAUCGAGUCGUACAUGCGUGCUCAGGACUUGUGGUAUACAGUAGAAGAAGAAGACCUACCAAUACCCGGAGAAGAUGCAAGGGAGGAUGAAAAACUUCGCUACAAAAAUCACACCAUCAACAAACACAAAGUUGCUUCUCUUCUGCAUGAUGCUCUAACUGAGAGCAUGUUUACCAAAAUUGCAAACUGCAACACACCAAAGAAGAUAUUUGAUCGUUUGAAGGCCAUUCAUGAAGGUGGUGAUCAGAUUCGGAAAAUCCAUAUUCGAAACCGUAUCUCAGAUUUUGAAGCAAAUAGGAUGAGUUACAAGGAGACUGUUCAAGAUUACUAUGACCACACAAUUGAAAUAGUAAAUGAGAUCCGAGCUCUUGGUGGGGAAUUACCUGAAGGAAAGGUUGUAGAAAAGGCGACUAUGAGUCUCCCGAAUAAUUUGAGGCAAAAACUUAUCAGUGCUUUGCAAGCUUCUGAAAAACGAAUGCAAAUUAGACCCCCAGAGGUUGAGGGUGUGCACGAGAAAACCGAAGUCUUAUUAUCUGCAGAAAAUCUUGAUCUCAGUAAUUUAGCAAUCAGCAGAGGUGCAUCAAAUUUGCAGGCUCCAAGCCAGGGAGGUUAUGUGCAGCAAAAUCCACUAAAAAAAGGGGGAAAUGGUAAAGAAAUCUACGAACCUUGCCCCCACUGUAAGAAGACAAACCACCGAGCUCAAUUCUGUUUCUACCAUCCUAAAGCUAUUUGCAAAACUGUGGGGAAACAGGGCAUGUUGAAAGAGUCUGUAUACACAAAAUUAGGGCGAAAGAACACGCAAAUUUGGUGGAUUUUUCUUUGUUUGACGAAGAAUGCAACUUAG